GAAUCGAGAAGAGGGCGGAGGAGCUUAUUCCAUUCUACUCCAAUUACCCAUGGUUUGUAUCAAAGGGAAACCGUACCAGAAUUUCCUCCUAAGCUUCUCAAAUUUCUCAUAAAGUCCUUGCUCUUUCACAAAUAAUCAAUUGACUUCACUCUCAGCUUAACGAACAGACAACAUGCCGGUCACACAAUUCAACACACAAGAGAAGUACAAGUACCAGAAUGGCUUCGGCUCUUACCAUGAGUCAGAAGCUGUUGCGGGUGCCCUCCCAAUAGGAGCCAACUCUCCUCAAAAACCUCCGUACGGUCUCUACGCCGAGAAGCUCUCUGGCACAGCAUUCACAGCUCCACGACACGAGAAUCAACAAUCAUGGCUCUACCGUAUCCUUCCUGCCGCCGCACAUUCGACGUUCAACCCUCGCGAAUCUUCCUCUUACAACACGAAUCCUGAAGGGAACAAGCUACACCAGGUUCCGAACCAGCUUCGGUGGGACCCCUUUGACUUAGAUGAGACUGUGGAUUGGGUACAUAGCUUGAAGCUCGUUGCAGGCGCAGGAGAUCCUACAAUGAAGUCGGGGCUGGGAAUCUUUAUAUUCGCUGCGGGAAAGAGCAUGAGCAAGAACGAGGCCUUCUACAGCGCGGAUGGAGAUUUCUUGAUCGUGCUACAACACGGAGUGUUAGAUGUCCAGACUGAGCUGGGCCAUAUCCUCGUCCGUCCGAACGAGAUUUGUGUUAUCCCAAGAGGAGUCAGAUACCGUGUGGAGCUUCCAGAAGGCCCAGUACGAGGCUACAUCUGCGAGCUCUACCAGGGGCAUUUCCAACUGCCUGAGCUGGGACCCAUUGGAUCGAACUGCUUGGCAAACGCAAGAGAUUUCCAGGCCCCAGUUGCAAGUUUCGAAGAAGCCACAUCUGGAGAAUAUACCAUCCUAUCCAAGUUCAACGGACAUCUAUUUGCAGCAAACCAGACGCACACUCCAUUUGACGUUGUAGCUUGGCAUGGUCUUUACUACCCAUACAAGUACGACUUAGGGCGAUUCAGCACAAUUGGUAGCAUCUCCUUCGAUCACCCGGACCCAUCUAUCUUCACAGUCCUUACCGCACCCACAGAUCAUGUUGGCACCGCAGUCGCAGAUUUCGUGAUCUUCCCUCCACGCUGGCUGGUAGGCGAAGAUACUUUCCGACCUCCUUGGUACCACCGAAACACCAUGUCUGAAUUCAUGGGUCUCAUUGGCGGAGAAUAUGAUGCAAAGACUGGAGGCGGAUUCCGGCCUGCUGGUGCCAGUCUGCACAAUAUCAUGUCAGCCCAUGGACCUGAUGCCGGCACACAUCAAAGGGCUUCAAACGUCGAGCUCAAGCCAACGAAGGUGGGAGAAGGCAGCAUGGCGUUUAUGUUCGAGAGUUGCUUGAUGGUUGGUGUGACUGAGUGGGGUCUGAAGACUUGCAAGAAGGUGCAAGAAGAUUAUAACGAGGAGAGCUGGACGCCUUUGAAGGCUCAUUUCAAGAUUCCUGAGGGAGUGAGGAGAGUGAGUCAUCUUGUGGGUGAUGCGAAGAGUCAUACUUGAAUUGAUAUUGGGAAGAGUAUUGAUGGAAAGGGAGCAACGGGCGAGAUGAAUCAGGGUGCUUUGCCACAUUCUACAUGAGGAAGACUUGGUUGGUAUAAUUCAUCGUAAUGAGAAAAUACAUUGUGUAUUUCAUGCAUCAAGGUGCCAGGUCCUCCGCAAAACAGUCUUCCAAUGUUCUACACCUAGUUGGGUUACUGACCUGCUUCUGGAU
Hyaloscypha bicolor E is the source of this 1769-nucleotide messenger RNA. Its product is annotated as homogentisate 1,2-dioxygenase-like protein. NCBI's taxonomy places the organism in Eukaryota, Fungi, Ascomycota, Leotiomycetes, Helotiales, Hyaloscyphaceae. Bases 173 to 1558 code for a protein of 461 amino acids. Gene Ontology annotation, molecular function: homogentisate 1,2-dioxygenase activity. The record is from RefSeq and is a predicted model, not a curated record. Gene Ontology annotation, cellular component: cytoplasm. Gene Ontology annotation, biological process: L-phenylalanine catabolic process. The transcript is spliced from 2 exons.